Molecule: messenger RNA, 405 nt
Organism: Symbiodinium sp. CCMP2456
Lineage: Eukaryota; Dinophyceae; Suessiales; Symbiodiniaceae
Source: the annotation of a GenBank genome assembly
GUUAUCAACACCCUCAGUUCGAUGGCUGCCGGCGGCAAGAAGGUGUUCAUUCCCUACCGCAACUCCAAGUUGACGCGGGUCCUUCAGGAGUCCUUGGGAGGGAAUGCGCUGACCACCAUGAUGGCCGCUAUUUCGCCCUCAAAGACAAACAGCGAAGAGACGUACUCGACCCUGAACUAUGCCGCCCGCGCGAAGUUCAUCAAGCUGAAUGCGUCGAAAAACGAGGAGGCAGAGCAUCUGUCGAAGCUUGAAGAGGAGGUAGAGAUGCUACGUGCCAAGCUCGCAGAAGCUGAGCAGGCAAAGAUUCAUAUCGACACCUCUCGCUACACAGAUCAGAUUGAAGAGAUGGAGCGCUUCAUGAAGCAAACUUGGGAGGACAAGGAGCGUGACACGCAGAAGCACGAG